Molecule: messenger RNA, 530 nt
Organism: Sorex fumeus (smoky shrew)
Lineage: Eukaryota; Metazoa; Chordata; Mammalia; Eulipotyphla; Soricidae
Gene: TMEM278
Product: transmembrane protein 88B
Exons: 2
Coding region: 1-498 (165 amino acids)
Biological process (GO): negative regulation of canonical Wnt signaling pathway
Cellular component (GO): plasma membrane
Molecular function (GO): PDZ domain binding
Source: RefSeq, a predicted model, not a curated record
AUGAGCGAGCAGGAGAGGGAGACAGAGGAGGAGGAGGAGGGUGGGAGCAUGGCAGAUACGGCCCCCAUGCUGCCGCAGAGGCUUCACGGCCGCCAGAGCAGCGCUGCCCGGGCCCUGGCCGGACUGUGCCACCUGCUGCUGUCCGCCCAGGCCCUGGCUGGGCUGCUCCUCCACCUGCUGCUGCCGGCCACCGUCUUUCUGCUGGUGUUGCUGCCCGCGGCCACCACCGUCUAUGUGGGAUUCCUGUGCCACUCCAGGGUCCACCCUGCGCCCCGGCCUGCCUGCCGGGCGCUGCUGUCAGACCGCGCGGCCGCGGCGCUCAUCGUGUCCGGUUUCCUGGCGCUGCCCCCGCUGCUCGUCCUCGCAGCUGCUGCCCGCUCCCGCCUGUCUCGGCGCCUGCGCUCGCUGCUGCCGCCGCCCACAUGGACCCUCGGACACUGCCGCUCCCUCGGUUCCGGCGACCCUGCAGAGGAGGAGCAGCUCUGCGCCUGGGCAUGAGCCAGAGGCCCGCCACAAACCCGAGGGCUCCA